Anopheles nili is the source of this 613-nucleotide messenger RNA. RefSeq names its product COP9 signalosome complex subunit 8 (gene CSN8). The transcript has 3 exons. The coding region runs from base 1 to 564 and encodes 187 amino acids. NCBI's taxonomy places the organism in Eukaryota, Metazoa, Arthropoda, Insecta, Diptera, Culicidae. The record is from RefSeq and is a predicted model, not a curated record. Gene Ontology annotation, biological process: protein deneddylation; COP9 signalosome assembly. Gene Ontology annotation, cellular component: COP9 signalosome.
AUGCUCUCUGAAAAAAUACGGCAACUGACGCUGGUGCUCGAGAAGCACGAGCUAGAGGCACCCGGCGGAAUUGUAUCUAUUCAGUUAUACUCCGAACUCUUUGCGGCCUACCUGUAUCAAAAUGAUCUUGCUAGUGCCCGAUUUCUAUGGAAGCGCAUACCGCAAAAUAUGAAAAACAGAAACGCGGAACUAGAGCAAAUGUACAAAGUGUACGUUUCGCUGUGGAAUAACAAUACUGCCGCAUUUUACAAGGCCAUCAACCACGACUGGUCGAAGCACGUGUCGGAGUUGAUGUUCGAGCUGAAAGAGAAAUUUCAACAGGAAACGAUCGCACUAAUCGGACGCGCGUACAGCUCCAUCUUCGAGAACGUGUUUGCCGAAAUGACCAACCAAACGCCCGACAUGAUCGAGGACACAUGCAAAUCACUCAAAUGGGAGAUCAUCCCUGGUCCGUUUCCCCGCCUGAUAGUACCGAAACGGACCGUCGACGAGAAGCCGAUCGUCGUUAGCUCCGAAAGCCAGCUCCACAGGUUGACCGACUUUGUGUCGUUCCUCGAGAACUGAGCGUUAGGUAAUGUUUAAUAAAUUAUGUCGUCAGUAAAUUGGAAAUAAA